AUGCUUGAUCCAUCUCAUCCGUGCGCUCUGUUUCCAACAAUCAGACGAAGCUUCCGGUUUUAUAAUCGAUUGUUCAAAGCCAUCAGAGUAGCAUUAAGAAGAGCGUAUACAUAUCUUCGGAUGUGUUAUCGAACGUUCAUAGCUCAUGGAGCUACUGAAAGAAUAAAUGAACUUUUUGGAUUUUUUCAACGCUUUCUGGGUCACUUCUACUUACUCAUCGUUUAUCAUCUUCUUUUCUAUCCGAUUGACUGUUGA
This is a messenger RNA of Auanema sp. JU1783, 255 nucleotides long. The record is from the annotation of a GenBank genome assembly. NCBI's taxonomy places the organism in Eukaryota, Metazoa, Nematoda, Chromadorea, Rhabditida, Rhabditidae.